Molecule: messenger RNA, 5602 nt
Organism: Parasteatoda tepidariorum (common house spider)
Lineage: Eukaryota; Metazoa; Arthropoda; Arachnida; Araneae; Theridiidae
Product: tyrosine-protein phosphatase 10D
Biological process (GO): protein dephosphorylation
Molecular function (GO): protein binding; protein tyrosine phosphatase activity
Source: RefSeq, a predicted model, not a curated record
GGAUUUGCCUGAGGGAUUGCUAAAUUUCACCCGGAAUCAAAACAGGUUCGUGAUCACGACUAAUCUGUUCACGUUGCACUCUCUAUUUCUCUUGUGAUAUUUCAGUUCAAAACAUUCUUAGGAGUUUACUGAAGACAACUUCAUAUAAAUAUUUAAAAAUAUUCACUCAAGGAUUACAACGAUCUGUGCAAUAUAUAAUAUCUGGAAUAUUUGUUGAUAGUUUAUAGAACAGAAUCGUCAACAACGUGCUUUGUAUUAUUGUUGUUUUGAAUGAUUCUGUUACAAUUAUGAAAUGCCAUCUGUUGAACUUUCCGUGAAGUUACUUAAUAUUAUGAGGCCGAAGGAAUUAUUUUAGAGAAAGUGAUAUACUUUGUCAACCAGAUGGGCCAACAUGUCAACUUAUUUUUAAUUUUGCAACUUGUUGUUCUUGUGUGCAAUAGGCUAAUUCUGAUUCAUUGUGUUGAAGUUGAUCUGCCUCUGCCUCCAGAAGUUGCUACUUCAAAAGAUGGUGAAUUACGUUUAGAUUAUCAUCCUCCAGUUGGGCUUCCUCCACCAAAUAUAACAUUCCAUCCUUUGGAUGUUAAAGAUGGCAUUAUUGUGGAUGAUGUUAUCCCUGGUACAGAAUAUGCAUUUCAACUUUAUUAUUCAAAUCGAUCUAUGAUUGAAGUUUUAACAUGGACUACCGUUAUAGCUACAGAACCAGAUCCACCAAGCAAUUUAUCAGUAGAUGUUCAAACUGGAAAAAUAGUGGAUUUAGUGUGGGAACCUCCUCUUCAGGGAGGCUUUUCAGGGUACAAAUUAGCAAUUCUUUCAUCCCAAGAUGACUCUAGUCCACGAUAUUUUGACUUGCCUGAAGAUUCCCUGUCUUUUACACUUCAAGAUUUAACAGCUGGCGCAUCAUAUGAAGUACAAUUGUCAACUUUGUAUCAAGAAAAAGAAUCAUCAGUCUUCAUUUCAUCAAAUUUCACAACAAAACCCAAUACACCUGGCCGUUUUAUUGUGUGGUUUAGAAAUGAAACGACUUUGCUUGUUUUGUGGCAACCUCCGUAUCCAUCUGGCAUUUUCGAUAAAUAUCGUGUUAGCAUAUCUCCCGAAGAUGCAGUACAAUCUGUUCUUUUUGUUGAUAAAGAAGGAGAACCACCUGGUCCUGCUCAAGCUGCAUUUUAUGGUCUCAUUCCUGGUAGAGCUUAUAACAUAUCAGUACAAACAGUCAGCUACAAUCAAAUUAGUGAACCUACAGAAGCACAGUAUAGAACAGUUCCUUUGCCUCCCACAAAUGUAACUGUUAGUAAAAAUACUUUAACUCCAUAUUCAUUUCAUGCUGUGUGGUCUCCUCCUAAAACUUUAUCUGAGUUUGAUCGAUAUCAAGUGGCAUUGGGUAUACGAAACAGUGUGAGACAAACUAUUGGUCGAACUGAAAAAAGAAUUGCUCUGUUUGAUGAAAAUUUGGAACCUGGAAGAACAUAUGAAGUCAUUGUUAAAACUGUUAGUGGUAAUGUAGCUAGCUGGCCUGCUGCUGUAAAUAUAACAACAAGACCUCUUCCUGUUGUCAACCUAAAUUCUACUGCUAUUGAAGCUGGUGGAAUUCUGAUUCAGUGGGAACCCCAUAAUAGUAGUUUACAAGAUUCUUAUUUGGUUAGCAGUCAUGAACUAGAAGCUUACAAUGGCGAUGGAAUUCCUCAAGUUGUUCAUGAGACUAAUUAUCAAUUGAGUGAUUUAUUACCAGGAAGAAAUUAUUCAAUUAGCGUUGUGGCUUUAUCUGAUGGCGUUUCUAGUGAACCAGCUGCUGUAUAUCAAGCUACAAGACCUUCUUCGCCUGUCAUUGAAAUGCUUGAACCUGUGGCACUUGGUUGGAAUAUAUCAUGGAAAUCUGACGUUACAAGUAGACAAGAUUCUUAUACUGUUACUUGGGUUAGAAAUGAUACUGGAAAAGUCUUGACUAAUACCACAAAAGACAAUUGGUUAUUAAUUGACAACUUGUAUUCAGGAGCCAGUUAUGAAAUUAAAGUUUAUGCCAUAAGUUAUAAUUUAGAGAGCGAACCUCAUUCUUACUAUCAAACUGUUGCUCCCAAACCUCCACAAAAUGUUCAAAUCGUGAAGGCAAAUAACUCUACAAUGAUUUUAACUUGGAUAUCGCCUAAUGAAUCAGUGAUUGACCAUUACCUUGUACGUUAUCGCCCAGUUAGUACAGUUCCUUGGAAAGAAGUUGUUGUUGCCAAUGCUACUUCUUGUGAAAUUAAAAAAUUAGAUUCAGGAGAGAAGUAUGAAGUUCAGGUUGUAUCAAUGAGCAAUAAAGUGGAAAGUCCAGAUGCCAAAAUAAUAGAACAAACAAUGUAUCCUAACCCUAUUAAGCAUGUUCGUCAUAUUCUUGAUUCCUACAAUAUAACAUUUGAGUGGAAUAUUCCUCCUGGUAAAAAGGAUUAUUAUAUUGUUAACUACUAUCCUGUAAAAUCUCCAUUUCCACAGCUCUCUCAUCAGGUUCCUGCAAAUUAUUCUAAAGCAGAUGGUUUGAUGACUUGUAUGAUCGAUGAGUUAAAGCCUGGAGAACUAUAUUCAUUCCUUUUCUAUGUUGUAAGUCAUAGUUUAAGAAGUGAAGGCAUUGGCCUACAAACAAGAACAAAACCUGUUAUAGAUUCUGUUAUCCAUAUUGUUACUGAUGAACAAGAAACAAAAACUUUGGGAAUCAAAUAUACACCAACACCUAUACGAAGUGUUGUAUUUGACCGCUAUAGAUUUCAGCUUAGUGGCACCAAUAUUCCCGCUCAAGAGAAACUUCAGAAUGAUACCAAUCGAUUAGUGAUAUUUGAUGACUUGAUUCCUGGACGAUUAUAUAACAUAAGUAUUUGGACAGUAAGUGGUGGUGUCUAUAGUGUACCAAUCGACAGACAAGCUAGAUUAUAUCCAGAAUCUGUUGGUGAAAUAAUGGCUCCAAAGAUAACAGAUACUGAAAUUACUCUGACUUGGAAUGUCCCAGAUGGUGAUAAGGAUGGAUAUGAAGUUCAGUAUCAAGACCAUGAAGGAAAUCUCAUUAAAAAUGUUACAAUCUUAAAUCGCAUAAGUUAUAGUGUACUUCGUCCUCAUCACAACUACACAUUCCUCGUCUCAGUAUUAAGUGGUUAUGAUACUUCUACUACAAUUCGUGGAAGACCUAUUUCCAGAACAUUUCAUACUCUAGAAUCAGUUCCUGGAAAAGUAAAUAACUUUCAAGCAGUGUCUGUGAAACCAAAUGUCAUUACUCUUCAGUGGACUUUGCCAAGUAGUGAACAAAAUGGAAUAUUAACCGGAUUUGUAAUAACAUACUUCGUAAAGGGAUCUCUAUUCCACCAAUAUGAGAAAUUUGGCCCGACUGUUACUGAAGGAACUAUUAAAAAUCUUGUUCCUGGCAAAACAUAUGUUUUUGAGAUACAAGCCCAUACAAAAGUUGGACCUGGUGGAAAAGCAACUCUGGAAAAAACUCUUCCUUUAGGAGCUCCCCCGGCUCCUGCUAGUAAUGUGUUCCCUAUUAGCGUUGGUAAAUCCUCAACUACAGCAAGAAUUCAAUUUAGGAAGAAUUUCUUUUCUCAUAGUCAUGGACCAAUAACAAGUUAUACCAUAAUUGUUGCAGAAGAUGAUGGUAUUGAUUCAAAGCAACAAAAAAUGCCAACCUGGAAUGAUGUCCAAAAGUAUUCUAGGUGGCCUCCGUACCAGGUUUCAGAUCCGUUUUAUCCAUUUAAUGGUACAUCUUCAGUUGAAUUCACCAUUGGAAUGGAUGAUUGCACUGAUGUUAAAGGGUAUUGCAAUGGACCACUAAAGCCUGGAACCAACUACAAAGUUAAAGUUCGAGCUUUCACUGCUCCUGAGAAAUUUACUGACACUGUUUACUCUUAUUCUUUUCAAACUGAUACAGAUAAUACAGCUAUGCUUGCUGGAAUCACUGUUCCAAUAAUUCUAAUUGUUCUUCUCAUUGUUAUAAUAGUAGUGAUAAGACGAAAGCGCAGACAUGGCCCUUUUGCAAAAAAAGUUUCCGACGGACAUAUUAAAGAUGAUUCUAUGUCGAUACCAGAGAGUGAAAUUAUAACUAAUCGACCUGUGAAGUUGAAAGAUUUUGCAGAUCAUUAUCGCUUUCUCUCAGCUGAUUCAGAUUUUAGAUUUUCGGAAGAAUUUGAAUUGCUUAAACAUGUUGGACGGGAUAAACCUUGUAAUGCUGCAGAUCUCCCUGUUAAUCGGCCAAAAAAUAGAUUUACCAACAUUCUUCCAUAUGAUCAUUCUCGAGUUAAGCUUAUGCCAUCGGAUGAUGAGGAAGGAUCAGAUUAUAUAAAUGCUAAUUAUAUCCCGGGUUAUAAUUCACCUAGGGAGUUUAUUGUAACUCAGGGUCCUUUACAUAGUACAAGAGAUGAUUUCUGGCGCAUGAUUUGGGAGCAAAACUGUCGUGCUAUUGUGAUGCUGACUAGAUGUGUAGAGAAGGGAAGAGAAAAGUGUGACCAUUACUGGCCUUAUGAUACUCAACCUGCUUACUAUGGGGAUAUACAAGUCACUAUUUUGAAUGAAUCUCAAUACUCAAAAUGGACUAUAUCCGAAUUUAAAGUUUCUCGGGGUGAUCAAUCUCGAAUAGUAAGACAUUAUCAUUUCACAACUUGGCCAGAUUUUGGAGUUCCAGAUCCACCACAAACACUUGUAAAAUUUGUGCGUACUUUUCGGGAUAGAAUACCCCCUGAUAAUAAACCAGUUGUUGUUCACUGCAGUGCUGGUGUUGGCAGAUCAGGCACUUUCAUUGCACUAGAUCAUAUUCUUCAAAAAAUUCAAAAGCAUGAUUAUGUAGAUAUUUUUUCAAUUGUAUAUGAAAUGAGGAAAGAAAGAGUGUGGAUGGUUCAAAAUGAACAACAAUAUAUAUGUAUUCAUCAAUGCUUAAUGUGUGUUUUGGAGGGUAAUGAAGAUAUGGACCCUAUGCGACAAGAAGUCCAUGAAAACCAAGGAUAUGAAGAUGAUGAAGGAAUUGCAGAAUCUGGUAUUUGACAAUGUAAUUAAGCUUAGGAUAUGUUUCAUGAAAUUUACUGUAAAAGUAAAUAUAGAUUAAUGUAUACUUAUGAAAGUGUAUAUUUAGUAAUUUCUAUGAAAUAUGUAGAUUGUAUAUUCAGGGAUUGAUUUUGUUGUUAAGUAUAGUAAUUUAUUUAGGACGAAACAAAUUGCAGAAUCUCAUUUUUUAACAAAUCUAGAACUACUAUAUUGAUAGCUCUUACAAAUUUUAUUUGUAUACAAAGACUGCAUGUCUAUGCAUGUUUGUACUUUAUUAAACAAUCUUAUAACACAGGCAAUUUUUUGCCUGAAUUACACUAUUUUGCUAUUAAUUUAUUUACACUUUUAAAAUUAUAUGAAAAACCUAGAUUGUAUGUUCUAAGAUUUAUAUAUUUUUUUUUAAUUUUUGUCUUUUGUUCUAACUCUGAUAUUAAAAUUCUGCUGGAACAGAACAUUUAGAAUAAGCUAUGUUUUUAUCAAGUGUAUGUACAUGUUUUAAACUUUACACUUUAUUGAUCCUUUUAAUGAAAAAUACUUUAAACUCUGUUUAAAUUUCACAAUACGAUUUUAAUACUUAAUUUUGUACAGAUUAAAUGUAUUUUUAAGAAAA